CGGCCGCGGGCUGAGGGAAGGGAGCGGGGCUGAGGGGCCGGUAGCCCCGAGCGAGCCGUACCUCGGGAGCGGGGCGGCGGCGGGGUUUGCUGGCCGGGGUGCGGAGAGGGAGGCUUCCCGCAGAGCGCGGGGCUGCGGGCCGGGCCGUCCCGCCUCUGUAGCAGCGGUUGGUUAGGCCGCGCGGCUGUGCCUCAAGGCCUGAGGGUAACGAGCGCCUUUUUUUGGGAUUUCUGCUGUGGAAGCAGCGCCUUCGCGCUGAGCUGGGCCGAGUCAUUCCUGGCUCUGACAGUGAACGAAGUGAAACAAUAUGUUAAUAUCACAGGUGACUUCCCAGUUACUGAAGGCUUCACGCAUUGCAGGCCGCCUUUUGCCCAGAUCAGUGUCUUCCUUUCUUUGCUGUCACUCUACGUCUGCACGCUAUAGCUCUCAGCCGUCUAACAAGAGUGGAGCCCAGCCUCACCAGUGGUAUGCCCUGGACCCUGAACUGGAAGAGAUGCUGGUCCCCAGAAAACUUUCCAUCAGCCCCUUAGAAAGCUGGCUGACGGUUAGGUACUCCCUUCCUAAAGCAGAAGUCCUUAAUCCUCAGGAAGAAGUGGGCUAUGAACCUCUCCAGCAAUAUGACUGUCCCCCGACCGAUGAGGGAGCUGCUGUGCAGGAAGGAGAGGGAGCACUUAGCAACACGCUUCAGUGCAAGAACGUUUUGAAGAUUCGCAGAAGGAAAAUGAAUCGGCACAAAUUCAAAAAGCUGCUGAAGAGAAGAAAGUUUAUACGGAGGAGGAUAAAGGAAGGUCGCAAGAAGAAGCGUCAGAUGAAAUUUGAGAAAGAUUUGGAGCGCAUCUGGAAAAGAGCUGGUUUGAAAAAUCCUCCUGCAGGAUGGCAAACACCCAAGAUAUUUCUGAAAAGUUCAAAGCGAUAAAAACACUUGUAAUGAGUUUUAAACCUGUAAUUGUAAUUAAAAAAAAUAUUUAAGUAUG
This is a messenger RNA of Calidris pugnax (ruff), 974 nucleotides long. RefSeq names its product aurora kinase A interacting protein 1 (gene AURKAIP1). The record is from RefSeq and is a predicted model, not a curated record. Gene Ontology annotation, cellular component: mitochondrion. The transcript is spliced from 4 exons. Gene Ontology annotation, biological process: mRNA processing. The coding region runs from base 308 to 916 and encodes 202 amino acids. NCBI's taxonomy places the organism in Eukaryota, Metazoa, Chordata, Aves, Charadriiformes, Scolopacidae.